Molecule: messenger RNA, 2730 nt
Organism: Vigna radiata var. radiata (mung bean)
Lineage: Eukaryota; Viridiplantae; Streptophyta; Magnoliopsida; Fabales; Fabaceae
Product: protein TPX2
Exons: 17
Coding region: 160-1743 (527 amino acids)
Biological process (GO): activation of protein kinase activity; regulation of mitotic spindle organization; mitotic spindle assembly
Cellular component (GO): nuclear microtubule; mitotic spindle
Molecular function (GO): microtubule binding; protein kinase activator activity
Source: RefSeq, a predicted model, not a curated record
CUCUCUCACUGUCACUGAGCUAUCUCUCUGUGAGCUCAAAAGAAACGGAUUCUUCGUUGUUGGGAUUAGAUUCGGAGCUCCGAACCCGCAUUGCACUCAGUUCACCUACUAAACGACACCGUAGAGAAACAGAUAGUGUCAGUGUGUGUGAAAGAGAUAAUGUCGAUGACGAUGGUGAUGGAGGAAGACGAAGACGCAGAAAUAGAGCACGUUUUCGUUGCUCAUGAAAUCGAUCUUGAUUACGAGUUCGACGCUGCUCGGUUCUUCGAUUUCACUCGACCGGAGACUCCAGCGGAAGCUCACCAAGCUGAGCUUUGGUUUCAAACUGCUGCUAGUUACCCUCCUUUGCCGUUUGUCAGAAGGCUGGUUGUGAGAGAGGAUUUGUUCUUGGACGACGUUAGCGAUUCGCCAAAAUCGGAACACCUGGACUGCACGAGUAAUGUUGAUGAUGAAAAAUCCAGUGUUCCGUUACAGACGGGAAUUUUGGACACGGCUUUUGAAGAUAAUGGACCAAAAGCACUUGGUGGAAAUAUCUCUCACUUAUUGGUUGGAAUUCUACAAAAUGACAGUACAAGACCACUACAAGAACCUACAGGACUUACAUUUGGCAGUAAGACAAUCACCAACAAUUUGAAUUCUAAGGCUAAGUCUGCCGUGUCAAAGAGUUCAACACUAAUGAAACCUACCACCAGUCAAUUGGCCAAGCAAAAUCUCCCUGCUAAAAGUGUUGGUUCAAGAUUUCAAAAGCAACUAUUACAGAAUGAACAAAAUUUAUCUAUCUCUUCUGGAGUAGAAAGUCAAGCUUCCAAGAGGCAGAAACUAGAGGGCGGUCUCUUGUGUAAGGUUCCAGAUGUGAAGCCUCAAACCAAUUUUUUCCACAAGACUCGAAUGAGGGAUGUCAUGGUUGAACAAAACUCUGCAUGUUCGAAGCUGAGGCUUACUAUUCCAAGGGAGCCUGACCUUAGAACAGCACAGAGAGCACAUAGGAUGAGACCUAAAAAUGUUGCUGAGGCAGAGCGAAUAACAGUAGCAGCUCCCAGAUUCAAAGCUCGCCCAUUAAAUAGAAAAAUUCUUGAGGCUCCUUCAUUGCCACCUCCCAAAAGGAGCACUCCACGGUUGCCCGAAUUUCAAGAAUUUCACUUGAAAACUUCGGAGAGGGCAAUCCAACACACAUCUGCUACGUCAUCUUCACUUCACUGCUAUGAUUCUGAUAAGGGUUGGGAUAAGCAUCCUACUAUUUCUUUAGAAAAUAGAAUCAAGGAUUUAAGAAGACCUACCGCAGGAGGUGCACCAACGUAUGAUGGAUUGGGGUUUACUCACAUUUUUAAAGCUCGUCCACUUAAUAAGAAGAUAACUCAAAGUAAAGGAGAUGGUGUUUUCCGUAACUGCAGACAGGAAACAACAGUCCCCAUGGAAUUUGAUUUACAGUCUGCAAAGGAGGUUCAGCAAGAUCCGCCAAUUGAACUCUUUAGCAAGCUGUCUCUGACGUCUGAGUGCCAGCCAAAUAAUGGAUCUCAUUUCAAACUGCCUCAGCAUUCCGGGAUGUGUAGAAAGGACUCAAAAGAAAAUAUAUUAAAUUCUUUUCGUCCAGACCAAGAGGAGAAGACUUUUAUGUUUGGGGCAAAUCAAACUUCUAGAGGGAAUGGCGGUUGCAUCAAUCUGAUGGGUGAAAGGAGGUAUGCGCUGUUGGCACCACUCUUCAUGUUUAAUACGAUUGUUAAAUCAGAACUCAACAUCAAUUGAUUGCUUAUAUAUAUAUAUAUGUGUGUGUGUGUGUUCAACAUCGAACUGAAAUAUUCCAGGAGCUUGGGAAUUCGGUGACUAUAAACUAGGGAAAAAGUGCAACCUGCUUAGUUAUGGGCAUCGAACUAGAAUUUUUGCUGACAUGAGAUUGACUGUACAUAGUUGAAUCUGAACGCGGAUGAUCGGUGUAUAUUCUCUUUCUGUACACAGAAUCUUACAUUUUUUUUCUAGGUGCACAGCUUGUAUCUUCUAUAACUGCCCUUGAUCAUAAUUCAAAAAGUAUAUCAUUAAAGGAGAGAGUGUUGCAGUCUCUUAAGCUUAUGUUUAUUUUCGCUUCUCAUAGCAUUAAUUCUGGAAUGGUAUAUGUAUCUGUACCGAGUUCGGCCAUGCCCAAUAGACUGUUUUGUUAAGCUUCAUAGCAUCAAAAUCUUGGGACUGCCACCUAUCUCAGUUUGGAAAUGGAUCCUCUACAUCAAAAUCUGGGACUGCCACCUGUCACAUUUCUUGGUCAUUUCCCAUUUUGAAACGUACCUUUUGUAUUUCGAAAAGUUUAGGACAAGAGGUGGCCCAAGACAUAUAUGUAAGAGGUGGGAAGAAACUUCCAAUAAAGCGUUACUAUCCAAUCUCAACUCGAAGCACUUGUCAUUUCUUCCUUUCCAAUCUAGCCACAACCUAAAAGGAGCUUAUAUUUGUUGGUCCUCUAUUCGGUAAAGGGCCUAAGAGGCCCACCAUUUCACAUCAAUUAAUUAGUAUAUCCGUUGUUAGACUUUGAAUAUAAUUAAAUGUCACUAACACAGUUGGCCAAAUAACUUGGCUCGAAACAAAGAAAAGAUGACAUGUUCACCUUUUAGUUUUGCCAUUCAGAUCAUUGGAAUUAUACAAGGAUUAAAAGUCUUUUCCUAGAAAUGGCUGUUACAUUCUUACGUCUGUUGCAAAUGCUGAAAAUUUAUUGUUGAUUAUUAGGAAAAUUGUAAUUUCUCUUUUUAC